ACACACAGCUGGUUUGGCAUUUCUGGACGUGGUUUUCUAAAUGUCUUAACUUUAGUUUGUUAGCCAUGGACGAUCCAAUCUUUAAGCAAAAAUAUGAAAAGUAUAAGCUGCGGGUCAAGCUGUGGGAGAGGGAUUUCAAGAAGAAGCAUGGCCGUGUGCCCUCUAAGUACGACAUACGCGAGGCCGGCCAGGACAUACGCGACUCCUACAAGAUGUAUUACAAGCUGAAGACGUCGUUUCUGGAGGAGACCCUCAACGACGUGCUCAGCGAGGAUGGGUUCGAUGUGCUGGAAAUGUCACAGGCAAGCGAACUGGGAGUCAGCCUGCUGGACAACGACUUCAGCAUGCAGAACGCGCCCCAACUACCGAUGGACAUGUCCUCGAUUGUGGAUCAGCAAGCGGCGAGUGGAGGCUUCUCCAAUCUGGAGGAGUUGACCAACCCGCAGGCCCUAACGAAUCUCGUAAAUCGUGAUGAAAAUCAUGUAAUCAGAAAAUUCGAAGCUGUCGAAGAGCUGCCGAGCAAUCGAAAUGCCUGGGGCACAGAUGUCAGCAAGAAGCAGCCGCUAGAGGCGCCAUUGACGCCUUCGAUGCCUCACGCUGCUGGGCAGCCAAAGCAACGUGCGGCCAGCUUGAAGCCCAGCCUCAGUGCCAAACUAUUUCAGUCCACACGCGGCUUUGCCAAGCGCAAUCCCCGUAAGCCACUCUCCCGCAGUUCCUCCAAUGUGUGCGCCUCAGCCACAUCUGGCAGCCGGCCAGGGCACGACGAUCUAGCAGAGGAGCUGCCCGACUUUGAGACAAUUCUCAUACGCAAGGCGCAGGAGUACAAAGAGAAAGAGCUGGCCCUGGCUGCCAAUCCACAUCUAGCCACGGAUCAGCCCAAAGAUGCCAUCAAGACGCACGUGGAUGAAGGCUGGCUGCAGAGGAACACCAAGGAGAACACUCUCGAUGCAGAUAUGCACAGGACAGAUCAAGAGAGAGAGCCCAAUAACAAUGCCAAUCAUCUGCCGAAGAAAGUCAACUACGGCCUGGCGAACAUCGAUCUGAGCAUGCUGAGGCCAAGCACGAGUCUGGAGGAGCACCAGCUCCAGCCUCAGCAUCAGCCUGAAGUGCAGGCAGAGCAUAUGGCAGAGACUGAUGUGGUGGCGAAACCAUCUGUAGAGCAGGAAACGGACAGCGAUUCCGACUCUGUGGUGGCCGAAAGUGAUGAGGAGCCGGAUCCGCAGGAGUAUCGACAGUUGGCCAAGCGGCGAAAGGUUGCUCCAGAGGCAGAGGCAGAGCCAGUACACGUAGCAGCAGCGAGCGCCGAACCUAUGGAAGUGUCCGCACCGGAACCUGAACAUGAGUCCCUACUCAAAGAUUUCUCUGCGGAUGAGGAAGAGCAAGAUGCCACCUAUGAGCCGGAGGAAGGGAAAAAAGCCAAGGCAAAGCGUAAGCAAGCAGCUGGAAAAAGACAGGCUACCAAACCCACAGCAGAGAAGCAGCCAAAGGCAGAGAAGAAACCCAAAGCAGAAAAGAAGCCAAAGACAGAGAAGAAGCCGAAGGCGGAGAAGCAACCCAAGGCAGAGACCAAGAAGACCAAGUCAAAGAAGGCCCAUCCAGCUGCAGAGUCAGUGCCCGAACCAGAGGAGGAAGAGCAGAGCCAGCCCCUGGAUCCAGAAGAUCUCAAGUAUAUGCUCGCCCUGGAGGCGGGCGAAGUAACCUCUGUGCCACGCAUCAAUCCCCGGGAACUGGAACUGGUAGAUGUAACAGCCCAGCGCUACAUUAACACCUUUGCCACGCCCACAAUGGCUGGAGGCGGAGGAGGAGGAAACUUCCAAGUGAAUGAGAAGCGAGCUGCAGCCAGAAAGAAGCUGGAGGAGCGCGUGGCCUCGGGCAAACUGAACGAGAACUUUGUGACCAUCAACAUACAGAAGAAGAAAUUUGUGCGGGGCAAGAAAACGGUGAAUUUCACCAAGUACAAGAAGCAGCAGUGGCGCCACAAGAAGCACAUUGCGGCACUGAGUGGCCCGGACAUGGACAUGGGCGGCUGUGAUGGCGGAGUGCUGACCUGCUUUCAGUGCGGCGGUGUCGGGCACUUUGCCCAGCAGUGCAAGAUGAAGGGCGACAGUCUGCUGCCGCUAUCCGCGCAGCUGGCAGAGGAUCCCUCGCCGUUUCCCACGCUGGCCGAGGCCCAGGAAAUGGCCUCGCAGGGCGCCCUGGUGGCGCACAGUCGCAACAUUGAGCGCCUGCCCCAGGCGGCCAAUGCGGCCAUUUUGCAAAUAGAAGAGGAGGAGGAGGACGAGUCGGAUGAGAGUGAGGAGGAGAUGAGGAGCCACAGCGAUGGGGAGAAGGAGCCUUAUGCUGAGCCAGAUUGGUCCAGCGAUGAUCCGGAUAUUGACUUUGAGGCCUUGGAUGCUGCUGUGGAAGCUGCCCAGGCGGUGGCGGUGGCUCCCAGUUCACCCAUUAAGGCCUACGUGGGCCACAAGAUACCCGAAGAGUUCCUUAAACAGGCUGGCCUGGAUGCCGCCUCCACUUCGACGACCGGUGGCUCCAGUCGCAGCCAGCAUGGCGGAGUUCAGCCACUGUACGAUCUUCUGCCCGAUGGCAGUGUCCAGGAGGCAACACCCGAGGUCCUGGAAGCCCUACACAUGUUUGGCCACAGCAACUUUCGCAAAGGUCAGGAUCGUGCCAUUAUGCGCACACUCUCGGGACUGUCCUCGCUGGUCACUCUGAGCACUGGCAGUGGCAAGUCGCUGUGCUACCAGUUGCCCGCGUAUCUGUACAACCGGCAGAGGGGUGCCAUCACGCUGGUCAUCUCGCCGCUGGUGUCGCUGAUGGAGGAUCAGGUGACGGGGGUGCCGCACUUUCUGCGCGCCCACUGCCUGCACACCAACCAGACGCCCCAGCAGCGCAUCAAGGUGCAGGAGAUGAUUGCCAACGGGGAGAUUGACAUACUCCUUGUGUCGCCCGAGGCCGUGGUCUCGGGGGAGCGUGCCACAGGGUUCGGGGCCAUUCUGCGCAAGCUACCGCCCAUCGCCUUUGCGUGCAUCGACGAGGCACAUUGCGUGUCCCAGUGGAGCCAUAACUUCCGCCCUAGCUACCUGAUGAUCUGCAAGGUCCUAAAGAAGAAUCUGGGGGUGCAGACAGUGCUGGGACUCACCGCCACGGCCACGCUGCCCACCAGGGUGAGCAUCAUCAAUCAUUUGGGCAUCACGGAUGGGGAGCGGGGCAUCAUUAGUGACACCCCCCUGCCGGAUAAUCUGGUGCUGUCCGUGUCCAAGGAUGAGAACCGCGAUGCGGCACUGCUGCAGCUGCUCAACAGUGAGAGAUUCGAGUCUUGCCAGUCGAUCAUCAUCUACUGCACGCGUCGUGAUGAGUGUGAGAGGAUUGCCGGCUUCAUACGAACGUGCGUGCAGGAUCGCAGGAAGCCAGCAGCAGCCCAGGAACAGGGCAAGAAGCGCAAGCGUGUGAACUGGCAGGCCGAGCCGUACCAUGCCGGAAUGCCAGCCUCGCGGCGUCGCACCAUCCAGAAGGCGUUUAUGGGCAAUGAGCUGCGCAUUGUGGUGGCCACCAUUGCCUUUGGCAUGGGCAUCAAUAAGCCCGACAUUCGGGCCGUUAUCCACUACAAUAUGCCGCGCAAUUUUGAGAGCUAUGUGCAGGAGAUCGGACGCGCUGGACGCGAUGGCUUGCACGCGCACUGCCAUCUAUUUCUGGACGCGAGGGGCGGCGAUCAGGGCGAACUGCGGCGUCAUGUGUACGCCAAUUCCAUUGAUCGCCAUGUGAUAAGGAAGCUGCUGCAAAAGAUCUUUGUGCCCUGCAGCUGUGAGAAGCAAUUGCCGAAGGGAGCAGCACCACCGGCCCCGGCAGCUAUUGGGGCAGACGGAACACGGCACCACAUCUGUCCGGGGCAUGAGAUUGGCUUCUCUGUGGAGAAGACCGUUGAAACUCUGGACAUUCCCGCCGAGAAUAUAUCCACGCUGCUCUGCUACAUGGAACUCGAGCCGCGCUGGUGCAUAAAUGUCCUCAGCUCCGCGUAUAUCAUGGCCAAGGUGAUCUCCUACGGCGGCCCAAAGUAUUUAAAACAUGCAGCCAAAGAGUGUCCGCCACUGGCCAUGGCCAUUGCCCUGCAGAUCAAGGACAAGAGCUUCAAGGAUGACUCGAAUAUCAUCGAGUUCUCGGUGACGGACAUUGCCGCUGGCAUUGGUUGGAACAGCGGUGUGGUCAAGUACCAGCUGAAGGACCUGGAAUGGAUAAAGGUUGGUGGCUACCCAAAGCGUUCCCCCAUCACGGUCAGUUUCUACGAUUUGGGUUUCCGCAUUAAGGUGCCUGGAGACUUCACCGAAACGGAGAUCGAUAAUGCCCUGGACACGCUCUACACGCGCUCCGUAAAGCAGGAGAAGACCCAACUGAUUCAGCUGCAGUACGUAGCCCAUGGCCUGGCUGCCGUGGCCUACAGCUCGUGUGGCCACUGCUGCAGUGCGGACUUUCCGCAGGAUCGAUGCACACAGCUGAAGGCCAUUGUAAGGAACUACUUCCAGAACGACUAUCCGCAGAGCCUUGAACUGGAAAUUGAGCCCAGCAAUGUGCCGGAUGAGAGCAUCGUUGAUGAUGUUCAUUCGCUGAUCAAUAUGUAUCCCGACAACACGUUCACUGGACGGAACAUUGCCCGCAUAUUCCAUGGCAUCACCAGUCCAAACUACCCGGCCGUCAUGUGGGGACGUUGCAAGUUCUGGCGCGUCCACAUGAAAGUCGACUUCAAUCGCAUCCUCCAGUUGGCCAAUCAGGAGAUUAUCAAACGGCGGACUUGAGUCAAUGUUUUAAUAGCUGUAGCUAAGCGGCAUCUUUAAAUCUGUUCAAAUAAAAUAUUUUAAUAUGUAGAAAUACUUGU
This is a messenger RNA of Drosophila obscura, 4867 nucleotides long. RefSeq names its product ATP-dependent DNA helicase Q4 (gene RecQ4). The transcript has 6 exons. Gene Ontology annotation, biological process: double-strand break repair via homologous recombination; DNA replication. Gene Ontology annotation, molecular function: four-way junction helicase activity; 3'-5' DNA helicase activity; ATP binding. NCBI's taxonomy places the organism in Eukaryota, Metazoa, Arthropoda, Insecta, Diptera, Drosophilidae. The record is from RefSeq and is a predicted model, not a curated record. Bases 66 to 4787 code for a protein of 1573 amino acids. Gene Ontology annotation, cellular component: cytoplasm; nucleus; chromosome.